Molecule: messenger RNA, 2973 nt
Organism: Pleuronectes platessa (European plaice)
Lineage: Eukaryota; Metazoa; Chordata; Actinopteri; Pleuronectiformes; Pleuronectidae
Gene: cwf19l2
Product: CWF19 like cell cycle control factor 2
Exons: 19
Coding region: 8-2824 (938 amino acids)
Biological process (GO): mRNA splicing, via spliceosome
Cellular component (GO): post-mRNA release spliceosomal complex
Source: RefSeq, a predicted model, not a curated record
CAGUGUCAUGGCGGCGUUCGGAGCCAGCUUCGAGAGCACAAGCAGUAUCGAGGAAAGAAAGGAAAAAAAACGACAGGCCCGGCGAGAGGUCACAGAACAGGCCAAGCAGAAGUAUGAGAGAGAAGUGAGGAAGAAAGAGCUGAAGAGGCUGAGAGGGGAAGACACUUGGAUGCUGCCUGAGGUCAACCAGAGGCUGCAGGAGAUAGAGCACGAGGGCAGUUUGAAGACCAAGAAGAAGAAGAAAGAGAAGAAAUCUAAAAAGAAGAAGGAGAAGAAGGCCAAGAAGGAGAAGAAGACAGUAGGAGCAGUAGAUGGCUCCAGUGACAGCUCAGAGGCCUCUGGGGAUGAUUGGGUUGAGGCUCAGCCUCAGAUACAAUCUGCUAAAGCCUGGCAGGUUCCUGAUGAGUCCAAACCUUCAGAGAUCGCCCUCAGCCCAUCCCAGAAUGUUCAGAGAGACGAAUGGAUGACCUUUGACUUCCUGGCGAUGAAGACCACAUCCACAGCAGAGAAGAGGGCUGAGAAAGAACGGCAGAAAGAUGAGGAGAAGGCAAAGGCUCAGGCCAUUGAACAGGCUGGCAUACACAAACUGGAGCUAAAUCCAUACUGGAAGAAUGGAGGAACGGGGCUGCCCCCAGGGGAGAAGGCUGGUACUGCUUUAAAGAAAGGCUCAGUCGUCAAUGAUGGAGGUCUGGGCUGGCUGAGGAAGAGCUACCAGAGGAUGAGGGAGCAGGCAGAGAGGGAGCAGCGCAGCGUCAACGAUGUGGUGGCUGAGAGAUAUGGGUCAAUGGAAGACUUUCAGCAGAGACUUGCCGAAGCAGAGGAAGCUGCGUAUGAAAAGAAGAGAGGAGGAGGAAGAGAAGGCCCAUCAAGAGACGGAAGGAGGGAAGGAGAGAAUGAUACCCGUGAGAGAUGGAGGAGAAACGAGGGAGAUGCAGAAGAUGAAGGCCGGUGGAGAAAAAACGAAAGACAAAGGGACUCAUCACCUCGAGACCGAGAGCGAUACCGAGCGAGAGGAGAGGAGGGGGAGAGGGGAGGAAUUCGAGGGGGAGGGGAGGAGCGAGGUCGAGAUGGAGACAGGUACAGAGAGAAGGACAGAGACAGAAACAGGGAUAGAGACAGAGAGAGGGAGAGAGAUGGAAGAAGAGACAGAGAGAGGGAUGUAGAUGGGGAAAGAAAUAUAGAAAAAUAUCAACCCAGUGCCUCAUCAUCAUCAUCUUCGUCUAGGAGUCAAAGCGCCCUCUCUGGUUCACUUAAAGGUCGGUUCCACAAACCCUCAGAAGACGAUGACGGUGUUGAAGCCCCAGAACGUCCUCGCCCGACUCGGCCCUCCACAGGCUUCCUGAAACCCAGCUCCGAUGAUGAAGACUCUGGUUCGCUUAACGCUGGCGUUCCACCCUGGAAGAAGAACAGCAAACUGGCCCCAGAAUCUGACCGCUUGGAAAAACUACAGCAGGAGAAAGAGAGGAUUGUUGAGAAAGCUGUAACCCCUCCUCAGGCUGGUCCAUGCGGUGACAAAGCUGCUGUGACGACAUCAAGGAUUGAGAGUGAAAGUGAGGAAGAAGAGGAAGAGAUUCCUCUGCUGUCAGAAGAAGAGAUGAACAGACUGGCAAGCGAGUUGGUGAAGGCAGAGAUUAGGGGCAAAACAACCCUGGUUGAGAAGCUGAAAUCACAACUGGAGGCAGCACGGAAAGUCAAAGACGACCACUGCGCCCGAAAGAAGCUACUGGACACGGCUGCAUCAAACCAGGUCCCAGGUCGCUCCACUGAGGAAGAGGAGGUCCUGCUGUUUAGAACGGAUCAUUCGGGUCGGGCCUGGCCAGUCAACGCUCCCUCCGGACCUCAGGAGCCCCAUGGAGGACGACGGAAAAAGAAAUCGAUCGAGACCCAUGCUGAUGGGGAGCGUGUGCGCUACUUCCAGGAUGAUGACAAUGUUGGUCUGAAGGAGAUGGUGAGGAGGGAGAAGAUGAGCUCAGCACAGGAUCAGAACGCCCUCUACUCCCGCAUGGCUGCUAAGAUGAUGGGGAAGACAGACGGCGACAACUACACGCUGGAUGACAUGUUUGUGUCGAGUGCAGCGCAGCGGGAGGGCGAGGGGACGGAAGAGGAGAGGAUGAGGAGCAGAGCCAUCGGGGAGAGUAGGAGGAUGGUUGCCUCUCUGGAGAAAUGUCACCACUGCUUCAGCAGCCAAGAGCUCCAGAAGCACCUCAUAGUGGCAAUAGGCAGCAAGGCGUACCUGAGCCUUCCUGUGGGAGUGUCGAUGACGGAGGGCCACUGUCUCAUCUGUCCCCUCCAGCAUCACUGCUCUGCCACCGGAUUGGACGAGGAUGUCUGGUCGGAAAUGCAGCUGUUCCGGCGUACUUUGGUCCGUAUGUUUGAAUCCCAGGAGCAGGACUGUGUGUUCAUGGAAACACACAUGAACCCACGCAGAAGGCAACACAUGGUCCUCGAGUGUAUCCCACUGCCCAGAGAGCUGGGUGAUAUGGCACCCAUAUAUUUUAAGAAAGCCAUCAUGGAGUGUGAUGAGGAAUGGGCCAUGAACAAGAAGGUUGUCGACCUCUCUUCAAAAGACGUCCGCCAAGCUGUUCCUCGAGGUCUGCCCUACUUUGCCGUAGACUUUGGACUCCAGGGAGGAUUUGCUCAUGUGAUAGAAAAUGAACAGAAGUUCCCUCAUUACUUUGGCAAGGAAGUGGUCGGAGGCAUGAUGGACCUGGAGCCGCGGCGUUGGAGGAAGUUGAUCAGAGAGAACUUUGACGAUCAGAGGAAAAAAGUGUUGCAGUUUGCACAGUGGUGGAAACCGUUCGACUGCACCAAGACUGAGAGCUAACUGAACACAGACAGACGAGUGUGCAUGUUGGAUUUGACUUGGGAAGACGACAACCUCACAGUCCUACAACCUGGCAGGCGUCAAUACAAUUUUAAAUGUAUUAUUGUUGGAACCUUUUUCUUAAAUAAAAAACAAAUCAUCUGAUUUAA